Naegleria gruberi is the source of this 1434-nucleotide messenger RNA. RefSeq lists its product as uncharacterized. The record is from RefSeq and is a predicted model, not a curated record. Lineage: Eukaryota; Heterolobosea; Eutetramitea; Acrasida; Naegleriidae. The coding region runs from base 1 to 1434 and encodes 477 amino acids. The transcript has a single exon.
AUGAAUCACCUGUGUCAGCUGCCGGAUGAGUUGUGGCUUUCACAUAUUUUCGAGUACUUGCUCGGACCGGUCAGUAAAUACAAAGACGAAGUUGAAAAAUGGUUAUUCAUCCGUACUCUUAGAGAAAUUCAAGCUAAAAUAUUUAAAUUUGAUUUUGAUAAUUUGAAAGGAAUUAAUUCAUUGAGUUGUAUUUGUUCAGAUUUACGUAAUCGACUAUUUGUUUCCGAUUUUGAUAAUCUUGGAGAUUUUACUGUUGUUGGUAAUUUCUGGCUAAAUGUUUCUAAUUUAGUAGAAUUGACAAACUAUUUCACCAGAUUUGAAGAUUUUUCAGGCCUGUACCUUACAUAUGGAGAUCUUUAUGACCACGAAGCUUUAAAUAUGGCACUUAUACAGACAACUUUAGAAAAUAUUGAAAUGGGGAUUCAAAGUAGUGCAAGUUCAAUGGCUAAUACAUGUAUUAAGGCUGACAUUUACAAUGAUCUCUACGAGAUGGAAGCAAAAACUGUAAUGUCAAAUAUUGAAACUGAUUUUGAAGAAAGAAUGUCUCACAUGAUUACAUCAAAAUCCAAAUAUCUCAAAAUAAGAGAAAAAACUGGAAUUUCAGUUUAUGAACUAUUUGUUUAUAAGGCUCACAUUAUGAGUUUGGAAAUGGUCCCCAACUUUGAUUCUGAAAAAAGAGUUGAAAGCUACUAUCUGUCCUAUCACAACAACGAACACACAUUGUUGUCAUUACAACUUAGCUCUAAAAAAUUAGGAGAAGGAUGUUUAGGAUUAAUAUUGGAUGAGUUUAAUGAACAAGAUUUGGAGAUUUGUAAAAAAUAUUUAUCGAUUACUGCAGUCACAAUUUGGUCAACCAUCACUUCAGUUAACUUUUCAAAUUCUCUCCAAUACCUGUCACUUGUUAUUACUUUACAGGAGUACAAUGAAGUAAAUGACAUGUUACAAGGGUGCCAUUUUCCAAAUUUAAAACUUCUUUCAAUUGCUCUAGAAGAUGAAGAACAUAUUUCGCGUGAUAAAGAAAGAUACAUGCUCAUAGAAAAAAACUUAUUGGAAAAUAUCAAAAAAUCUACCUUUCCCAAAAUUAUUCACCUUAGUUUGAAACGAUUCUUUGACUAUGAAUCAAUAUCAAAGAUUGAAGUUUUAGAUCAAUUAAUCUGCUUGGAACUCAUUUCUGGAUAUUGGGGUUAUAACGAGGAGCAGAUCUUUGUUUGGAAAGAUGGUCAAGUUAUGCAGAUGCUUAAUGAUACCUAUUUCAAAGAAGGUAGUGAUAAUUGCAUGCAAUUGUUAAUUAUUUACAAUACCAUAGAUACUAGAUGGAUUGAUGGUGAACUAGAAUUGAUGGAAAAUUUUUACAACAAUUGCAAAGAAAGAUGUUUUGCUGGUUCUAUCAGCCACUCUUCAGUUAAGGAGUAUUAUUCAAAUUGUAAUGAGUAA